This is a messenger RNA of Calypte anna (Anna's hummingbird), 5279 nucleotides long. It is a transcript of the gene STN1, whose product is annotated as STN1 subunit of CST complex. Bases 108 to 1199 code for a protein of 363 amino acids. Gene Ontology annotation, biological process: nucleotide-excision repair; DNA replication; telomere capping. The record is from RefSeq and is a predicted model, not a curated record. The transcript has 10 exons. Lineage: Eukaryota; Metazoa; Chordata; Aves; Apodiformes; Trochilidae. Gene Ontology annotation, molecular function: single-stranded telomeric DNA binding. Gene Ontology annotation, cellular component: site of double-strand break; chromosome, telomeric region; CST complex.
CCCCCUCCCAACGGCCGCCCGGCGGGGGAGGGGCGGAGCUUUCUCUGACCACGUGACGCGCUGGUGCGAGCCAAUAAGAGCGUGUCGAGGCCUCCGGCGGGUUUUGAAUGCAGUCUGGGUCCAAGAAGUAUGAAGAAGAGACACCUUCUCUGCACUGGGGAAUGGAUCCUGUAUUUUCUGCAUUUGCAAGACUCUAUAUUAAAGAUAUAAAAGAAAUGAAAGAAUCUAAACAAGUGCCAGGUAUAUUCUUUUAUAAUGGGCAUCCUGUAAGACAGGUGGAUGUUGUAGGGACAGUGGUUCAAACAAAGGAGCGAGAUGCCUUUUAUAACUAUGGAGUGGAUGAUAGUACUGGAGUUAUAAAUUGUCUCUGCUGGAAAAAUCCCAUGGUAGCAGAAACAUCUUUAUCAGGUCGUCCAAGCACUCCCAGCAGUCUUACUGUGCUUGAACAGAUGAAGAAACUCCAAGGGUUGGUGAGCCAGAAAACCAAGCUGGAGAUUGGGGAUAUUGUCAGGGUCAGAGGUCACAUCCGAACCUACAGGCAAGAAAGAGAAAUUCAGGCUUCAUGUUUUUACAAAGUGGAUGAUCCUGUGUGUGAUGUUCAGAUUUCAAGAAUGCUGGAGCUCCCCUGUCUGUAUAGAGAAGUUUAUGAUAAAUAUUUUCAAGGUCCUGAGGAGGGACAGAGUGGCCUGAAGCACCAGAAUUUCUCAGUUAAUGUGCUACAUGAGAAAGUGGAAAGUUUUCUAUUAGAAAACAAAAUUCAGACCUUUUACCAGCAGGAGUUGGAAACAAUUGAUGCUCUGGUGUCUCUUGCUAGUGUGCAUCUACCCAGCCAUAGCUUUCAGGAGGUGAAGUCAAAAAGUGACUCCAGUUCCAAAAGGAUCCACAGUCUUUUUAAGGAAGCAAUAAGGAAGCUACAAGAAAAAGGCAUAGUUUUCAAAAAACCUAGUAGCUCCAAGGACUUAUACCAUGUAACUGACCAUGAUAAGGAGCUCCUUAAAGUGACCCUUGAUGUGAUUAAAGAAGACUGUCGAAAACCCAGGCAUGCUGAAAAAGGCUGCCAUUUCCUACAUGUCCUGAACUGUGUUCGUCAGAGCUACAACCCCUCACUGGCUGAAGAGGUGAUGCACCGUGUCUUGGAACUGCUGGAGAGCAACAGUGAUGUUGUCAGCACCAUGGAAGGAUAUUACAUGUUUUUUUAAAAAGAGAAUAUAAGAUAUAUUAAUUCUGAUCAGUUCAGUAUUAAGGAGGCAAAAGGAGAAGUUGAGUGAUCCUGAAAAGCUGCUACUACCUGGUGUGAUCUAUAUGGGAGGGGGGGAGGAAAGCAUUCUGAUUCUCAAAAUGCUGGUUUUGUUCAGUUCCAGAGAAAAUGUCUAAAUACCUGUAGUAUUCUUGGUGAUGUCUUUGCUGUCCCUAGUGAAACUUGUAUCCAUAUGAUUCUGAACAUCGUAAUGCAGCAGAAGAGCUUGAAAAGAAGCUGGGCUCUUUCCCUGCAGUAAGCUGUGACAUGGCUGUCCACACAUUUACAUCCAGUGAGUCCUAAAGAAAAGUCACUGUUUGCAGCAGUAGUCUCAUCAGGACUCUUUAUUUUCUGGCUUAAAGACUGAUUUUGUGAUCUUUCUGUAUGGUAGUGGCUGUGGAUCUUUCUUUUUAUGUAUAUUUUACAACAGCUAGAAAACAAAAGAUUUGCUUGUUCUUCCUGUCCAUGUUGGUUUACCCAUGCCUGUGUUGAUAUGCAUUUCUCAACGUGCACAGCUUUCCCACCACUAAAUCAAUCCUCACCUUUCUCUGAACAGGAACAAGGUCCUGCAUCCUUUCCCAUCCUGCUUUGUUGUCCAUGGCUUGUCAAGCAUGUCUGGAUUCUCUUGGCUACUGUGUGUGCUAUUGAUGCAUGUUGUUGGGAGUUCUGUUCGGAUCAGGAGUCUCAAAAUCAGCCAUUGUUUUGCUGUUUACCCAGAUUACAAAUGGUAAAUUAUGUAUCAGAUACUUUGAAAAAGAAAAUGCAAAAGCCAGCAAGACCAGCUGUAAUCUCCAUGCUCUCUGUUGCCUUUUGUCUUCUGUUUCCACCUUUUGGGAAGAACAGUGUCUAUAUUUGUGCUUACAGAGGAACAGAAGACAUUUCUGAAAUCACAUUGACCUAAAAAAGGUUUCCAUACAAGACAUUUGAUCUAGGAUAAUCAGAACUCUUCCGUGCGGCAGUUCACAAGUCCAGAGCUGUUGAGUAUUUAUCCUUAGUAUUUAUCCUUGAUUCUUCAGGGGAUUGCCUGUUUACUUAAUCUGUUUAAUAAACUGUGGGGAUGUGAGACCUUUAACUUGAAAGGAGGAGGAAGGAUUGAAUGCAUCCAUCCUCUUUCUUCUGCACCUUCUCUGUAACAGUUGAAAUAGCAGACUCCCAGGAGGCAGAUGUAUUGGUAAAGCCCUAUAAGGAUUGACAUAGCAGGGAAAAAUAAACCAUAUGCAUGAGGAAAGCCAGUGAGCAGCCCCAUGUGUGCCAGGUCUCUGGCUUGUUGUUAUAUUAUAUGCCUCGUUCUAUGCCCUGGCUGCAGUGAGAUAUAGGCUAAGAAAAAAGCAUGACAGAUUAUUUGGCAUUCACAUUCAGAGGCCUGUGGAAAACUCUCGCCUUAAAGAGAUGGUGUGUUUGUUCAUAGUGGAAAACUAUGUAUGAAUCAUUCUUUUGCUGUAAAUUCCCUACUUGCUGAAGGGCUCAAUAUUUGGUUUUGCUGCAGGCUGCCCCACUCCUAGCAUUGCUGCUCUGUUUUGAGUUGAGUGCCUUCUAGUCAAAACUUAAUAUGGGCUUGAACAUGUGCUGAAAGGAUAUGCCUGUGCAGAAGGAAAUAAAAGAGAAGAGGCUUAAGAAAGAAUUGCAGAGGUCUUCCCCCCAUACAACAAACGUCUCUGGAAAGCAGAGAAAGUUCACAUUCUGAAAGAGUGGUACUAAGGGGAACUGCAAAUUUAAAUUCUGGGUGGCCACAGGGAUGAUGUGCUUCUCAGAUUUUUGUACUGUUUACUAAUAAGUUUGAAAUGAUACUUAAAACCAAAGUCUGUCUGUGGGAGCUGGAGUUUGGAAUAGUGAUUCCUAAAUUCAGACUCAUUCCAUGAGUUACCCAUGAUCAAGUAUAUGGUUAAGUCACAUACUUGCCAUGAAUUUGAGUAUGUUGUGAAGGAAAGUAUGUGGUGUCUUAGACUAUAUGGAAGAGCAUGGCAUCUAAUUUAAGAAACUGACUUGGCCAUUUUCUUAAAGUACUAUAUUAGCAGAAUCUGAUUUUGCUGGGAAAGGGUUAAAAUAACACUGCUAGCUCAGUGGGGAAAGGUGAUCUCUUCUCUUAGGUUAGAAGAGCGAAAGAUUCUGGUUUUCCUGAGGGUGUUAGCCAAGUGUGUGGGCUGGAUGAGUUUUGGGAAGAGCUCAGCUGGAUCAUGGAAGAAAGGAUAGUCUGGAUAUGGUAUUGCUCUUUAAGGUCUCUUUAAAAUAAAUUCCUACCAAAGCAGGAUUACAUCUUUGUCCUAUGGUGCUUCAAUAGUCACACACAUAGCAUCUGAUGUCUGUUAGGUGAUUUAGGUGUGUUUUGUGUGUAAAGUCUGCCUAAAACCCCUGGCUGCCUACUUUGCAUUGGAGGCUGUUGCAGACACAAAGUAUCUUCCCUCUCUGUUCUGUUCUAUUUGUUGCAAUUUAAAAGCUCUGAUCAACUGUGAAGGGUUGGAGAGUAGGUAGAAAGAGUUCAUCUCAGGAAAGACAGAGAAGUGAUCCUGGAAAGAACCUGUCCUUGGGAGGUUUUAAGCUGCUCCUUGCUGGUGAUGCUGGACUAUUGUGGUUAAGGGUGCAUUCUGUUGAAGAUAGCUUCCCAAGAACAGCAAAAAGGGAUCUUUCUCACUUAACUCAGGGAAAUGUGGAUGAACAUAAGGGAGCCUACAGUUUUUACAAGAGUGAAAUGUUAAAGUAAAAUUAAUGGAGGAGAUUCUACAGAAUAGUUGUGCCUUAAGCUCGCAUGCUUUAAUUUUUCCACCGUAGCCACCCUACACACACUGACACUUUGGUUGAGUGCAUUCCCUCUUCUGUACCUACAGGGAAUACUGUAUGCAUGUGCCUGCACACAAGUACCACAGCUAGCUGGGGGAGCAAAGAGCUCACUGCAGGGUGAUUUACCCAUUUACUCAGUAUCUCUACAGUAUACUUCUGUGACAGGAGUCUAGACAUACCCAUAUUGGUAUAAGUCACCUUUAUGUAAGUCUAACUAAACACACUGGGGCUUUUACAGCUAGUAAACUGUCUCUCUGUUUAAAGAUCAUAUCCUUAACCAAGAGAGUCAUGUCAUACAUUCUGUUAAAAUUUUUAGACUUACACCACACCCACAAAAUAUUGUGUGAACAUUCAGUGAAAGCACACUGUUUCGUUUUGUUUAAUUCAAAAACUCAUUAGACAACACAAUUAUUACUGGUUUAUUAAAAGGCUUUGAAGGUUGUACUUUUUUGUUUUACUGUAAAACUGAUGACUGAAAAUUCACAUUGUAGGACUACUUCAUGGCCAGUUCCAGUUUCCAUAGAAACAGUUAUGACAGUAAAAGGCGGAUAAGUGAAAUGGAGUUUUAGAAAGCUCUCAGCCUUUUUAUGGUACCUUAAAGUGGCAUGUCUCCAUAGAAAUGCAGAGCUUACACAUAAAAAUUAUCGGAGAAUCUUAAUAUUCUUUUCUACCAAAAUAUAAGGUGAUUGAUUUUCUGGUAGAGGAACAAAUCUACCUUCAGUCCCUACCGUCUGCUUAGGUGAGAGAAGAGGUAUGAGGUUGCUUCAUGCCUCCAUUUUCCUCUUUGGUAAACUAGAGGUAAUACAGCUUCCUGUGUAGGGCAUAAGCCCCACUUUUUCCUACUGUUAGUCAUUAAAAGUUUUUGAGAUCUACUGCUGGGAGCUGUUAGAGAACAACUCUGGGACUAGAUGAAUGGACAGAUGAUGGAGUGGGAUUUAGUUCUUAUCCAAGCCCCACUUUUGCUAUUAGCUUUUUCUCUGCCUCUGCAUGGAUAUUGAUUGCUUUGCCUGUCUUGUCUUUUUGCUCUCCAGGUUCUAUGAGGCAAUGAUGGUCUUCCUGGUUUUAUUUGUAUGAAAUAUUUUUUCUGGAAUCCUCUUAUGACUUCUUAAAUAAUGUCUUAAAAAUAGAAAUCUAGGUAAAUUCUGAGCGUUCUUGUUCUCAAAUCUUUGGACUGUAAAUUUGUACCCAUGAGGGUAUGUGUUUUGAACAAGCUACUUGUGAAAUGAUGCUUUUCUUUCAAAGUAAUAAAUGAAAAAUAUAAAGAUUG